Gigantopelta aegis is the source of this 14565-nucleotide messenger RNA. Its product is annotated as protein crumbs-like. The transcript has 32 exons. Gene Ontology annotation, cellular component: protein-containing complex; plasma membrane. Bases 207 to 7544 code for a protein of 2445 amino acids. Gene Ontology annotation, molecular function: calcium ion binding. The record is from RefSeq and is a predicted model, not a curated record. Lineage: Eukaryota; Metazoa; Mollusca; Gastropoda; Neomphalida; Peltospiridae. Gene Ontology annotation, biological process: establishment or maintenance of epithelial cell apical/basal polarity; heterophilic cell-cell adhesion.
CCUCUUAGCACAUUGGAAUGCACUUACGACAACAAUGAAACGGACUAUUUAUCUUCCAUCCCGAAUCAGGUUAGUCACGUGACUCGCGGGAAUGUUGUCGAGUUACGAUUUUACUGCUACGUGUAUUGGGUGGGAGUGAGGGUCCCGCCAGGCCCCGCGACGUACGACAAUGUGUGUGGAACGCUACUGCUGCUAAACACGGAGCCAUGGCACUCAGGACGUGGUGUUCUUUCACAGAAGUGAUUUUACUGGUGUUACUUUUGUACACGGAGUAUGGACUUGGGACUGCUGGAGACUUUGGAUAUUUCAAUCACACUUCACAGGUGAUAAUACCAAAUGUGACCUUGACCUUGGGUCAAGGGUCAUGGAUACAAGUUUUAUUCAGGACGUGUGCUCCUUCAGGAGAACUUUUAAAAUACCACAAAAAUGGAGACAACCUUUUGAGUGUCUCCUUACAAAACACAUCACUACAGCUUCGCUGGAAUAUUAACAACACAGACGGAGUUGUGUCCCUUGGCAGCAGUUUGAACAACAAUUCCUGGUAUCAGUUCAAUAUUAAGUUUUUUCUUGGAGUUGUGUAUUUCAAUGUGUCCAGACCAGGACAGGAUGUUUUAUUUAGUGAGAUUUUAGCAAACACGACUUUUCAAUCAUUCCUGUUGGAUGUGCGGUUAGCAGACGUCACGUUGCAACUGGGGCAGGGAUUUACCGGGUGUCUGUGGCAGGGACCGGGGGUGGACUUCAGCAGUGCUGGGGUCAUAUCCAACAACGUGCUGUGGAACCUGUGUCCUCUCAGCUAUCAACGUGGAUGCUCACCAGUUGAUAGUGACGUGGAUGACUGUUUAACCAUCCCCUGUCAGCACGGAGGUACCUGCAUUGACGGAUUUAAAAACUACACCUGUAAAUGUCCGCAUAAUUUUAAUGGAACAAACUGUGAAAAUGAUUUACGUAACUUAGGCUGUGUUACAUAUCCUUGUCUUAAUAACGGAACCUGUUCUGAUAUUACUACACCUGGAGCCAGUUACAGGUGCAGCUGUAUUCCUGGAUUCACUGGCUCUGACUGUGAGGUAGAGAUUGACGAAUGUCGAUCCAAUCCGUGUCAGCAGGGAGCGUGUAUCAACCUGAUCAACGCCUACCAGUGUGACUGUGCUGGCACAGGGUUCACCGGUCCUGUCUGUGACGUGGACAUUGACGAGUGUGACACGUCGCCGUGUGGUCAGGGAACGUGUCACAACUCACCGGGCUCCUUCACCUGCACCUGUCCCCCGGGAUACGCCGGGCUCUGUCAGGAUAAUGUGGACGAGUGUGUCUCUUCGCCGUGCCAAAACCUGGGCACUUGUCACGACCAGCUGGAUGGCUACAACUGUACGUGUCGAAAUGGAUUCAAGGGAAGUAACUGCGAGACAAACGUUGACGACUGUGAGAACGUGUCCUGCCCUGGCAACCACACCCGCUGUGAAGACCUGAUCGCGGACUACCAGUGUGUGUGUCAACACGGCUAUACCGGGGAGGCAACCUCAUGUAGUGACAUUGAUGAAUGUCUGAGUGAACCGUGCAGGAACAAUGGAACAUGUGACAAUCGGGAGAAUCAUUUUGUGUGUAAUUGUCCGGCCGGUUUCAACGGAACGAUGUGUGAAAACAACAUGGAUGACUGCGCAUCUAACCCCUGUGAACACCUAGGAACGUGUAUUGACCGUGUCGAUGGAUUUAACUGUUCCUGUCAAGUUGGCUUUACGGGGCACACAUGUUCGACAAACAUCAAUGACUGCACUCCAGACAUUUGCAAGAACUCAGGAACAUGUUUAGAUCUGAUUGAUGACUACAACUGUACGUGUUCGCCAGGCUGGACUGGCAGACAUUGUGAGGCUGACAUUGAUGAGUGUAAUUCAGAUCCCUGCUUGAAUGGAGCGACUUGCGGCAACCUGCAUAAUGAAUUCACCUGUACAUGUGCAUCAGGCUAUGAAGGUUCUAACUGCCAACACAACAUAGAUGACUGUACGCCACACCCGUGUAUGAACAACGCAUCGUGUGUGGACCUCAUCAAUGACUUCCACUGCGCCUGUCCACCAGCAUGGAUGGGCAAGACGUGUGGUCAGGAGUUCGAUGCCUGUGUCUUCUACAGCCCCUGCGAGAACGGGGCCACGUGCACAUCGGUGUCGACGUCUCAUGACUACAACUGCUCCUGCGUGGCGGGAUUCGACGGCAAAAACUGCUCACACAACAUCGACGAUUGCGCGAUGGUUACCUGCCCCCAGUUCCAGGUGUGCAGUGAUCACGUCAACAAUUACACCUGUGACUGUCCUGCAGGAUGGACUGGUGUUCGGUGUGAGACUGACAUAGAUGAGUGUGCGGGCCAGCCCUGCCUGAACGGAGGCCAAUGUAUCAACGGGACGGGUUUUUACACGUGCAACUGCAGCCAGUCCCAGCGCAACCUGACGCGCUUCCUCAGUGGACAGGAAGUAACGUUUUACACAGGUUGGACGGGCCGGAACUGUGAGCAGGACAUCAACGAAUGUCUUGAGCCGAUGGUUUGUCUGGGCCGCGGCAAGUGUGAGAACAUGAACGGUACAUACCGCUGUCUGUGUGGACGUCUGCCAGGUGGAGAACUCACCACAGGCAACAACUGUGAGCUGACGACAUCGUACUGCCAGAAUGAAUUCGGACACACGGGACGACCAGCCUGCAGUAACGGCGGGACCUGUGUAGAUCGGAUGUUAUCCUUCCACUGUAUCUGUGCUCCAGGAUUUACAGGUCCACGAUGUACUAUCAACAUUGACGAGUGUGAGUCGAGUCCGUGUCACCAUGACGGCACGUGUCAUGAUGGCAUCAACGGAUACAACUGUUCCUGCAUACCAGGUAUAUCGGGAGCAAACUGUGAAGUUAACAUCGAUGAAUGUGCCUCAGUGCCUUGUCUCCACGGUGGUGCAUGUACUGACUAUAUAAACGGGUAUGAAUGCAACUGUUCUGACACUGGCUUUAAAGGUCCAUCAUGCGAGAACAACAUCGAUGAUUGCAUUAGCUCCCCUUGCCAACAUGGCGGAACCUGUGAGGACGAGAUAAAGAAGUACCACUGUAACUGUUAUAUUGGAUACAAUGGAACUGACUGUGAAACGGAUAUCAACGAGUGUGACCUUUCACCAUGUGAGAACGGCGCCACCUGUCUGCAGAGGUCAAACCGGACGCUGUAUGACAUGAACUACCCGGGUUUUGUGAACUUCACCUAUGCAACAGCUUCAGGCUAUCUCUGUGAAUGUGUCCUGGGAUUUAAAGGAUUCGACUGUGAGAUCAACAUUGACGACUGUGAGAACAGCACCUGCGAACACGGCGCCACCUGUCUGGACGGAAUCAACACGUACACCUGCGCCUGUGCACCUGGGUACACAGGUGUCCGAUGUCAGACGGAGAUCAACGAGUGUGACAUACGACCAUGUCACAAUGGUGCCACCUGCACCGACCUCAUAGCAGACUACCAGUGCAGUUGUCUGCCCUUUGUUGCAGGCUCGAUUAAUUACGGUGGCAAGAACUGUAUGGUCGUUUUGACGGGGUGUGACCAUGGUAACGACUGCCAGAACGGUGCUACCUGUGUUCCGGUUCUCGAGAGCGAAGCCCCGAAUGUGCAUAAUUACACCUGCAAGUGUCACAGCGGCUGGACGGGGCGGUUCUGUUCCAUCACCACGACGAUGACCUUCACUGGUGGAAGCUACGCUUCGAAGACUGGGCUCCUUGAUGUGGAUAUUUCACUCCGAUUCAGGACAACUCUGUACGAGGCUCUGUUAGUUUAUUAUAGAGUUAAUGCCCUUGAAUUUGUUGCCAUGGAGAUUCACAAAGGGCGGCUGCACCUUGCCUAUGGAAACAACACGCACAUUCUUCAACAGAUAUCCAUACCAUCUCGACUGUCUGUGGUUGAUGCCGAAUGGCAUUAUGCCCGAAUGAAGGUAAAAACUAAUCUGACUCUUAUUCUAGAGAACUCGCUCUGCAUGUACCGAGAAGAAUGCACGGUUUCCAUGGUGAGCGAACUGCAACCUGUGACAACGGAAAACAAACUUUACAUUGGAAACACGGACAAUAAUAAUGACGUACAAAACACUCUCUCCAUGAUUUCUUACACUGGGUGCAUGGAAGAUAUUAUCCUGAACAAAAACUAUGUAAUUCUAAGUAGCCAGGAUGUUGCGUUUACUGGCGUCAGUGCUGGGUGUCCUCGGACUAUCCAGUGUAAUCCGUACACCUGUGAUCGUCAUGGUGACUGCAAGGAUCUGUGGAAUCAAUUUGAAUGCAACUGUCAUAGACCGUAUCUGGGAGUAACCUGCAAGCAAGAGUACACUCCAGCAACAUUCUUCAAGAACGAUGUUCCGAGCUGGGGGAGUUUCGUUGUGCCCGAACAACAGCAGCGCGAGCUGGAAACCUCUGUCGACGUGUCUCUGUUCGUGGUCACCCGGCAGACGGACUCGGUCAUCAUGUAUCUUGGCAACACUAACCUCACGGCUCUCACCUUCAUCACCCUCGAAAUGACCGGCGGCAAGCUUGGAGGAAGAAUCGUUCUGUGCAGUUAUCAACAGACUUUCCAAACCCUGACCUUUUUCGGGGACGGGGAACGUCAUUUUGUCAGCCUAAAACUGAGCGCCAGCAGGUUUUCGUUUCUGGUUGAUGGUUCCGUUAUUCACAAUGAGACAACUGAACAGACAGCUUGUGGCCUGAAAGGAGAGGUUGUUUAUGUCGGUGGACGUUUGCCGAAUCAGCGGCGGCGACGAAGAGAAGUGACGAUGAAUCAAGGUGUCGAUGUUCUCAACUUCUCCAACCGGACGUUUUUUCAAGGUGUCGUUCAGGAUAUUGAGAUGAAUGAGCACAAACUUCUCUUCUACCCAGUGAGCAUGCCGCUUGAUAAAACCAUCAACAUGACUGACAGCGCCAACAUCACAGAGGGUGCAUCGUCCACACAGCUGGGCUGUGAGUCGAGUCCCUGCAUGCAGAACGGAACGUGUCACAACAAAUACUAUAAUGACUUCAGAUGUGACUGUCCAUAUGGAUUCCGAGGUAAAACGUGUGGCGAGCUGGACUUCUGUCAGAGAAUAAAGUGUCCUGGGGUCGGCACACGAUGUCAGAGUUUACACGACGGAUAUGAAUGUAUCACAAGUUCAACAUUCAAUGGUGCCAGCAGUCUGGCCAUGUACGAACCAAACAUCUUAAACAGUACUCAGGUUUCCACGUUAUCAGUCAAACUCACAACCAGCAUCGCGUACGGGACGUUUCUCUACAUCUCAAAGAAUGACGUCUUCCUCAAGCUAAGAAUUGCCGACUGGAAACUCGAAUUAAAUUACAAAACAAGUCCAGGACUGUCCAAUAGUGUUUCUAUCCCAUUCAUACUGAGUAAUGGAAACCAGUAUCACAUUAAAACGGACUUUGAUAAUCAGUUUCUUGUACAGAUUUGGGACAGUGACAAAAUUGUUGCUGAAAGGCAAUUUGAUGCUGCCACAGGCAAUUCCUUGAAAGACAUGUUCAACAACCAUCCUGUCAUUGCUGUUGGUGGCGUCACUGGCAGUGCAUUGUGGGAAAAACCUUUCAAAGGAUGUUUGGAGGAGGUCCGUAUUGGCGACAUUUUACUGCCGUUUUUCUAUGACUCGCAGUUUGUGAAUUACACCAACAAGGAGACGUUCCGCGCUACACGACUCACGAGUCUGACCAGCGGCUGCAGCAACCCCAGGGCGUGUGUGGGAAAUGGGUGUCGGAACAGUGCAGUGUGCACCCUCCGGUGGUACAGCUACCAGUGUAACUGCCAGGUGGGUUACACGGGCCAGUUCUGUGAGGCCAGGGACCGGUGUAUGGGCGUCACGUGUCAGAACGGGGGCCAGUGUCUGGAGGAGGUUGGUUGGUGCAUGUGCAGGCCAGGGUACAGUGGAAACAGAUGCCAGACCCAGGAAGCGUGCAUGCUCAACUGCUCCAACAAUACGUCCUGCAUGGAGUCCGAAUACGGAUACGUCUGUAACUGUUCGGAUCAGUUCACAGGGCGGCUGUGUGAUACCGAUGUAAAUCGGAACUGCAGUACUAGUCCGUGUCGUAAUGAUUCGAGUGAUGGAUGCAGUGACAUCAGUGGGUCGACAGCCCCGAGUACGGCUUUCAACUGCAGCUGUCUUCCAGGGUACACUGGUGCCAUCUGUGAUAUCCCAAUAGACUUCUGUACCAGUCUACCAUGUCAAAAUGGUGGCAACUGUACCAGCAGUAACCAAAGUUACACUUGUCAAUGUCAAGAUGGUUUCAAUGGGACGGACUGUGAGAACAGCAUAUUCUGUUCUAUGCAUGAACCGUGUGAAAACAACGGAGUCUGCUAUGGUGUGGAUGACAGCUACAUCUGUAACUGUACAGGAGGCUGGGGAGGUACAAACUGCUCUGAAAAUAUCGGUGUAUGCAACCAAAGUCAGCCCUGCAUGCACGGUAGCUGUACCGACCAAUCACAUGGUUACACCUGUAUCUGUACCGGAACUGGUUACAAUGGAACGAACUGCAGUAACGAAGUCAACGAGUGCGACUUGGACCAACCUCCGUGUCAAAACGGCGGAAACUGCUCCAACACAGAGGGCAGCUACACGUGCAGCUGUGGAACGGGUUACUAUGGCAACAACUGUGAGAUACCGGCGUGUAACCACACUGAAUGUGAGAACAACAGCACGUGUCGAAUUAACGGCACUCGCUGGGAGUGUUCCUGUCUCCAGUACUUCCUAGGUGAAACCUGCAACACACGUGGGCCAUGUGUUGAUAACACAUGCAAUAAUAGCACAACACAGAGCUGUGAACAGAAUGAAGUGAACUACACAUGUGUCUGUCAGAAUGGUUGGCAAGGUGUUAAUUGUUCCCAAGAUGUUGAUGAAUGCACACAGAACUCGUCACUGUGUCAGAAUGGAGGGACGUGUCAAAACAAAGAUGGUAGAUACAAGUGUGCGUGUGCACCUGGCUACUCCGGGAUGAACUGCGAGACAGACAUCGAUGAGUGUGCAGGCAGGCCGUGUCUCAAUAACGGAAUGUGCAUUGACCUCGUCAAUAAUUACACGUGUGACUGUAACGCAACUGGUUACAUGGGUCCUGUUUGUGCCGAAGAUGUUAAUGAGUGUGUGUCUAAACCAUGUAAAGAGAAUGAAGCCUGUAAGAAUAUGGAAGGGUAUUAUACGUGCUCUUGCAAGGAGGACUUUGUCAACAACAGUGGAAAAUGCAUACGCAAUCCUUGUAGUACAGUGACAUGUGAGAACGGAGGCACAUGUAAUAUCACUGCCAAUGACAAUGGCAACCUUGGAUCUCUCUGUGUGUGUUCAGAUGGCUAUGAAGGUGUUCGCUGCCAAAAAAUGGUCCAGACUGACGAGCUGAAUAUAUGGUACAUCAUCGGACCAAUCGUAGCCGUCGUUCUCAUCGUUAUAGUAAUAGUUGUAAUUGUUUUCCUAAUGGUGGCCCGUACGAAGCGUGCAACCCGUGGCACAUACAGUCCAAGUCGUCAGGAAACAUCUGGAUCUCGUGUAGAACUUGGCAACGUCCUCAAAAAACCACCGGAAGAAAGAUUAAUAUAAAUCUUAACUAAGUGCUGCAUCUUAGAUGGAGGAAAAAACAUACAAAAAAACAAAAACCAAGCCUGCAUUGUGUGAUAGGCAACAGAAGCUUGUUUUACAAAAUGUGAUAUCAGUGGUUGUGGAUUACAAUGAAAGAAACAUAUCAAGCAUAAUAACUAUUAUGUUAGUGGACGGCAAGUCACAUGAUACUGUGAUAACAAGUCCCAGAGUUGCUGCAGUCCACAGUAACAGUGAUUGUGAUUGGCUAAUCAGUGAUCAUGCCAAUGUCAAAAGCCAAUGAAGUUCAGGGAAAUAGUUGGUGUAAAUGAGGCAGUGUUCAUUUAUGUUUUUUGAUGUGGUGUAAUGUCUAUUUAUAUGCACAAAUCCACAGUAUCGUUGCUAGUAAAUUUGGCUAUUUUGUUUAUAAGAAGAUUUGUGAUUGGUUGUAAUUUUUCUGGCUUUCGUCAGAAAUUAUGUAGUAAGAGAGUACAGUAAGCAAUAACUUUCAUGUCAUUUUAAUACAAAGCUUGAAUCAUACUAUUCUUUAUUUUGACAAUUUAUAUGCAGUAUUUGUUUUGCUUUUUUUUUUGCUUUUUUUUUAAUGUAAUUCAGGGACCAAGAAAUGCAUAAAAACAAUUAAGUUUUGUUCAAAGUUUAAUCAUAUAUACAAUACAUAAAACAAUGUUCACCAAUAUAAUUUUGUUUUAUUUUCAUAUUUUAAAAUGUGUUUCUGGGGAUAUAUAAAAACACAAUUUCAAAUUUGUUUUGCUAGAUAUAUUUUUGCAAAAAUAUUAAAAAUGUAUCAGUACAUCUGUAAAUUUACAUAUUAAUUUAUGAAAUGACAAAGAAUUUAAAAUAAUUCAUCAACAGUAUAAUCAGUAGAGCUCUAUAUAUGCGGCACUUUCCUGCAAACAGAGUUUGUGUAAGUAUUCAUUUGUUCCAAUUUAACUAGUUGCAAAAGGAACAAUUUAACAUGAGAAUUGAAACCCGUUUAUGACUUGUGAGAAUGACGUGCGAAUGAAACUAUCAUUCUCACAAUUUUCACGUCCGUAAUUCUUUAGCUUGUAAUAAUAUUUGAGUGAAAAUGUGUAUUUGUGUUGCUAAUGAAAAUAAGAAUGAAUCUGACAGUUACGAAGUCAUCUGAUUGGUGCUACGUUCAUUUCUCAUCCUGUAUUUAAAACAUUUCGCUUGUGGUACAAUUCUCAUGUGCUGUACUAGACAUAGUGGUUUCCCCUUCAUUUUCUAUAUAAUUAUUUAGUACUGCACACAAUACGUGUGAUGUUUAACAAUUUUAUCACAAAUGUAAGACAGACAGAUAGUGGUUUUCUGGAUGAAAAUCCUACUCAGUAUUAUACCAAGUGUUGUUGAGAGAUAGUAGUUUAGAUAUUCAUCAAGCUUCGUCUUGUGCAGGUAUAGUACUGAAUACAACAGGUUUGAUAUCCAUCAAGCCUUGUCUUGUGCCAGUUUAGGUGAUAAGAAACCAGUCUUGAUAGUGGUAGUACUCCUACACAUAAAGCUGGAAAGAUGCAGAGUUACGAAUUUAAAGAUGAUCAUUGUUUUGUCAUUCCUAUCUAACUUGAAGACAAUUUGAAGAUAAGUUGAGACACCUCAUUGUCAUCUGAAUACAUGACAUCUUUCAUGGCUGCUGAGUAAUGAUCCAUCAUGAUCGGUCAUGAGCUUAGAACAUUAGAACACACUAAUGGUAGGGUAACACUUUACAAAUGAUCAAGUCUAAAGUAACACUGAUGGUGAUAGUGGUCUGUCUUUUCGCUUUGAAAGUGCUCUGGUUUUUAGUUGGAAAUAAGUCCAUACAGUUGGCCUCUUCAUUGAGUUGUAUUAUUGCCUAUGGUAUGAAACAAACGAUUUGACAAAUGAUUGUAAAUGCCGGUACAAGGCAGAGGGAUGAUGAGACCUGGUUGAUUGGUGUUAAGAUUUGGGUGGCCAAACAUGAUGGUUUCAUAAAUUACUGACUUGGAACUCACAACAGAUGAUAACAGAGCAAUGGAAAACCCGAUAGUUAACCCCGGAUUACCAGGUAGUUUGAGCUUAUGUAUUGCUUGAAAUUGAGUUAUUGAGAGUUUGUAAAUGAUUUUCUGUUUCAUUCAGAGUAUAUUUCUGACAAGUGACAAGAUUGUUAAAUAUUCUCUUGUAAGUGUUUGAGAAAUCAGUACAUGGAAGGGGAGAUUUGUUCAUCUAGAAAACAUGCUUCAUAACACUAGUGACAGUUUAAAACAAUUGAGAAAAAGACAGUAGCAGCUAGAUUUAAGAAUUAUGAUUUUAUUUCAGUCUAGAAUCAAACUAGAAACAACAAAUCUGUUGUUAAAAAUCAGCAUGUGUAAAAUGUCUUUAGAUGUUUUUAUUUUUUAUCCAUGUUUACAACAUACACUGUAAAAAUUUAUUAUAUCAUGAUAUCAUAUUUCAUUUUUUGAAUUCAUUUGUAUAAAAUCAUCAUGGCAGUUUCAUUCUUGUAUAUAUAUAUAAAAAAAAUGUUUUGCCUAAUGUGUAAAUAAAUUAAUAAAUAUAUUUUAACAUUUUACUAUCAUCAAUGAUAGAUUGUUAAAUUUAUUAUUUGUUAGAUUGUAUGAAAUAAAAUUAGGGGGGACAACAAGGUUUUCCUCUGGAUUUCACACAGUGAUUUUCAGUUGUUUUAUUUAUUCUUAGACCGAAGAGUUAAAAAACAGUGAAACUGAUUUUAACUUUUUUUAAAAUUCAAAUAAGAUAAAAUGAAAAUGAAGUCAAUGCAAAAGAUCUUAAAUUAAGAUGAUCAACUCGAACACAUUUAAAAAAAAUUAUUUGUAAAAAAUUGUUUUACUUUUAUCCAAGUUCUGUCAUUCGAAAUGAUCACAAACGAUAAAUUACUACAUGUCACUGUCUUGUCAUGUUAACAACUACAAAGAUUAUUCAUUUUUCAAAAAUAUUUAAACAUUUUAAAUAACAUUAUAAGACAAAUUUCAGCUAUGAAGAAUGCAUGUUGUGUGUUACAACCACAAAUAAAGACUUAUUUAUUGCCAAAUGUAAUUAAACAGAAUAAAUUUUGUUCCACAUAUCAAUACACAUUGCCAAUAUUUUAUUUCUUCAGUUGUAGAUUCCACUGCUCAAAACUAGCUGAAUACAUUCCACAGAAUGCACAUUUGAUAGAAAAGAAAUGUGAACAAAUUUAUAUUCUAUCAUUUUACAGUAUUUUCACAUGUAGUGAAAUAUUUGUUUUAUAAUUGAGUUGAAUAAUGCUGUUGAUGUGACUGUCAUGUUUUUAUGAUCAUUAGAUGAUGUAAACUGUUACAAUGAUCCAUUUGGAACAUUCCUUUCCGUGUGUAUUUUGGAAGUUUUAAAAAAAUUAAAUUUUUUAUAAAUUUAGUUUUAUAAUAAAAACUCUGAUCAUUGUAAUAUUCCAUUAAUAGUGGAAACAUUUGUUUUAAGCCUCAAUGAGCAGUGUACAUAGUGUGUAAUAUUUGUACAGUGUACACAGGUAGUGUUGUCUCUUUCUGUACGUACCAUUGUCUUUGAAUGUACAGAAAAUACAUGUCAGAGCAUAAUACAAGAUGUUAGAGUUUGUAGUGUACAGGCAUCUGAUGGUCCGAUAUUGAGGUUAAGCUGGAUUCUGUUGAUCAUGUCGAGAUUAACCUGUAAAUUUGUUGAUCAUAUGUAGAGAUAAACCUGAAAAUCUGUUGAUCAUAUGUAGAGAUAAACCUGUAAAUCUGUUGAGCAUAUGUAGAGAUAAACAUUUAAACCUUCCCUUGACAUGCAGUGAUUGUGUAAUUUCAAAUUUUCGCCUAAGACUAAAAAGACAGUAGAAUAAUUAAGACCUGUAGUCUGUAAUGAAGACUUUCAUUUUUGAUGGAUACGAGCAUUAUGAACUGUUGUAUGCGUGUUAGUUCACCACGCCCCUCAUGAACAAACCUCACUUCUCAGUUUUAUAGAACUGUUAAUGCAUUAAUAAAUAAAUAAAUGGUAUUAUAUAAAAGAAAUAAUGCAGUUGGUAUGUAUCUGUAAGGUUAUAAAUCAUAAUCAUCUGUAACACUUAAUCAAGUUUAGGGUGUGAUUUCUCUCUGCCUUUCCCCUUUAAACAGAUUAUUUAUAGUAAUGCAUUUUUUUCCUCAUCAUUUAAGGUGUGAUUUUUUCACUGCACUAGAUUUUUCAGAAAUGAUAGUCUGAUGAUCAUAUACAACUGUUAAUUACACUAACUGUAUGUAGACCAGCAAACAUAUACAACUGUUAAUUACACGAACUGUAUGUAGACCAGAAAACAUAUACAACUGUUAAUUACACUAACUGUAUGUAGACCAGCAAACAUAUACAACUGUUAAUUACACUAACUGUAUGUAGACCAGCAAACAUAUACAACUGUUAAUUACACUAACUGUAUGUAGACCAGCAAACAUAUACAACUGUUAAUUACACUAACUGUAUGUAGACCAGCAAACAUAUACAACUGUUAAUUACACGAACUGUAUGUAGACCAAAAAACAUAUACAACUGUUAAUUACACUAACUGUAUGUAGACCAGCAAAUAUAUACAACUGUUAAUUACACUAACUGUAUGUAGACCAGCAAAAAUAUACAACUGUUAAUUACACUAACUGUAUGUAGACCAGCAAACAUAUACAACUGUUAAUUACACUAACUGUAUGUAGACCAGCAAACAUACAUGUAUACAACUGUUAAUUACACUAACUGUAUGUAGACCAGCAAACAUAUACAACUGUUAAUUACACUAACUGUAUGUAGACCAGCAAACAUAUACAAGUGUUAAUUACACUAACUGUAUGUAGACCAGCAAACAUAUACAACUGUUAAUUACACUAACUGUAUGUAGACCAGCAAACAUAUACAAGUGUUAAUUACACUAACUGUAUGUAGACCAGCAAACAUAUACAAGUGUUAAUUACACUAACUGUAUGUAGACCAGAAAACAUAUACAACUGUUAAUUACACUAACUGUAUGUAGACCAGCAAACAUACAUGUAUACAACUGUUAAUUACACCAACUGUAUGUAGACCAGCAAACAUAUACAAGUGUUAAUUACACUAACUGUAUGUAGACCAGCAAACAUAUACAAGUGUUAAUUACACUAACUGUGUGUAGACCAGCAAACAUAUACAAGUGUUAAUUACACUAACUGUAUGUAGACCAGCAAACAUAUACAAGUGUUAAUUACACUAACUGUAUGUAGACCAGCAAACAUACAUGUAUACAAGUGUUAAUUACACUAACUGUAUGUAGACCAGCAAACAUAUACAACUGUUAAUUACACUAACUGUAUGUAGACCAGCAAACGGUCCGAUUACAAGGACAAAUGGAAUAUUGUUUUUAUGGAGUCUCUUUGCAGCAAACAAUAUACAACAUAGUUAAGUAAUGUAAUAAACUGAUCAUAUAGUUAGUGAAACAGUAAUUUAAUACAUGUUUUGUGUUGUAAAUUUAUCAAUGAUUGUAGAGUUAAAUCUCUUUGUGAAUUGAAUGAGACGAAAUGUGAUCCCAACAAACAUAUCUUUGUAAAUAUCACUAUUCCUGCCAUAACCAGUGCCUUCAUGUUUAUCUUUUUUAAAUCUGCACAAGUUACAUGUGUCUACUGGCAAGGUUAUUUCACAUCUCUAAAAUAUCCAUAUCUGUUUCAAGAUAUUACAUUAAAUAUUUUUUAUUACAGCAGUGAUGUGAUUUUUUCAGCUUUUCGUCAAGAUUAAAACCACCCAAAAACAUGUACAUCUCUAAAACUGCCAUGUUUGUUGCUCGUGUUUGGAUAAAGAUUAAAUACUUUUUGUUACAUCAGGUCCCGUGCUUAUAAACCUUAAAGUCUACACUUUAAUAAAAGUCCAGACUUUAACGUCAUGGCAACGCCAUUCAAAUAGCAUUACGUUGCUAUGAAGCAACAGGCCCUGGGAUGGGGGUUUUCUUCAGUUUUUUGUUUGAUAAAAAAGAAAAAAAUGCCUUGUAUAAUUUUAACUUUUUUAUUUAGCUAUGGUUUAGGGUUUUCGGUUUUUAAAAGAUCGGUUUCAAUUCUUAUUUUAUCAGUUGUCGCAUCCUUUUGCAUAAAAUAUUUAGAUACAAAUAUUUACCAUCUUUUUAUGCAAGUUCAGUAGCACAACAUAAAGUAAUAGAAUUUAAUUAUUUCUCAGCUGAAAUUGUGUCAGCCCAAUAUGAGUGGAGAUCUGGUUGAGAUUGUUAUUAAAGAGACUGGACAGUUCUGGACAGUUCUAUCUUAAAAGCAGCAAAAUGGCAGUCGUUUUGACUUUCACCUAGUCUGAUAUUCAUGAUGUACCCACUGUUACUACAUACACCCACUUUGUUAUUGUUUAAUUUACCAUUUUGUAUACAGUGUAUGAUACAUUAGGAUUAUUCCAUCCACUUCGAACUACAGCAAUGUGUGUUGUGUUUUCUUACUACUGAAGAGUAGAUGAAGCUGAACUAUUGUUAAUAUUAUAAUAAUAAUAUCCAAAAGUGAUAUUUUAGGCUCACAUUUUGCUUCUGUGUUUAGUCUUGUUGGCUCCAAUUGUUUUUUUCUUCUUACAUGAUUGUUACAUUUUCUAAGAAUACAUAUCAAAAUUGAUUUAUUGACCAAUUAUUUUAGCAUAUCAUUGAUACUAGGAACCUUGUGUUUAGCUUACUGUUUUAUGCAUUAGGUAUUUUGGUAUAUGAACUGUCUGUAAUGUUAAUUUAAUCUCAGUUAUUGGUGUUUUCUGUGGCAUCCAUAACUAUCCUGAUACUGGCAUGAACAAUCCACAAUUCAUAUGUACAGAGAGAGAGAUUGUAGGUAGCUGGUAGAAAAUAGGAAUGAAACAAAAUUAAAACGAUUACUAUAGUAUGAAGUUUUAUACAGCAACCAAUACCACAAUGUCAUUAUAUUGAAUAUGAUAUUUAAAUUAAGUUUGUGACGAGAUUGAUAAAUGUUAAAACAUAUGCACUACUAGAGAGCAUGAGUGAUAGUGAUAAGACAUAUAUACUGCUAGAAAGAAUGAAAGAUAAGUUACUGCUGAUAUUGCCUGACUAUUACAAUCAUAUAUGCUGGUCAUGAAUAUCAGGUAAUGGAAUAAAUAUAUUUAAAGAUAA